AUGUGCACCCUCCGUUCCCUUCCCCUCGCGCUCUUAGCCCUUCUUCCCCUCGUCCUCGCCUCACAAUCCUGUACAUACGACGGCCCCGUCCCCUCCUUCUCCGACGAAUGCAUGCUCGGCACCAACCCGAUGUGCAUCAAUCAUCAAUGCAUGUACGAAUUCUGCGAUCAAGGGAGUUUUGCGGAGGUCGCUUUCCCCCCUGCGGAACUGUUUGACGACAGCCCCACGUACUUCUAUUGUCAUAAUUGCCCUGGGGAAGGACAAACAGCCGACGAUCAGGACAGCAAUUCUUCGGGAAUAGGAGAGUGCUACGUGCCGUGUGGACCUGUAAAAUGCUAUGUACCAUCAUUAGGCGGCACGAACCCAGGGGCAUACCAGACUGGAGCGGGGGUGUGCGUGAACCCACUCAAGGGGAUAUGUGAAGAGAUGUGCGACGUUGCUGGGCAUAUUCCAAUACCAGACGCGUACUCGCUCAACAACACUUGUAUCCUCGCCCUCGAAGACCACACGUUUUUCAAGCGCGAGGAGACAGUGUCCAUCAGAGAGCUAGACGCCGAGCAGCGCGCAGAGCUCGCCCUGCAGCAUCGCGAGUCCAGCACUCGGAAACGUCGGCGCUACGCAAAGCUAGACUCUGCGAGUUUGUUAGAGCGACGCAGAAGGGAAGUGCGGUGA
Molecule: messenger RNA, 672 nt
Organism: Dacryopinax primogenitus
Lineage: Eukaryota; Fungi; Basidiomycota; Dacrymycetes; Dacrymycetales; Dacrymycetaceae
Exons: 4
Coding region: 1-672 (223 amino acids)
Source: RefSeq, a predicted model, not a curated record